Molecule: messenger RNA, 730 nt
Organism: Mangifera indica (mango)
Lineage: Eukaryota; Viridiplantae; Streptophyta; Magnoliopsida; Sapindales; Anacardiaceae
Product: putative invertase inhibitor
Exons: 1
Coding region: 165-710 (181 amino acids)
Molecular function (GO): enzyme inhibitor activity
Source: RefSeq, a predicted model, not a curated record
GAAAGCUUGGCAUAGAACGAGUCAGAAUUCUUCCCGAAUAAGCUGGUAAAUAGUUAAAUUUGUGGCAGAGUGCUUCAAUCUUGCAAGAAUGGUGAAACCCAAAUAAUGUUCUCACCUCACCUCUACAUAUACCUCUUGCACAAGAAAACAGAAACCAAAAAAUCAUGAACACUUUCUCAACAUCCCACCUUGUUCUUCUUCUCAUCAGCUUAUUUCCGUACCAGAUUUUCUGUACAGAUCUUUCACGACUCAAAGGCAUUGAUCUCAUCACCAAAGCAUGUCAACAGACAAAGUUCAGGACUCUCUGCAUAGCUGCUCUCACAUCAGACAUUGAGAGCAAAUCCACCAAAGAUCUGCAAGGCCUUGCAAAAAUUUCUCUCAAGAUUGCCCUCAGCAAUGCCAGUGAAACACACCACUACAUCUCAGAAUUGGUGAGCAGAACAAAGGAUAAACACACGCAAAAAUGUCUGCACGAUUGCUCCAAAAACUACAAGCAAGCUGCUCAGCAGAUUGAAGACUCCAUGAAGGCUUUGAAUUCUAAAGGCUAUGAAAAUGUCAAGACUUGGGUGAGUGGUGCCAUGAGCAAUGCUGAGUCUUGUCAAGAUGGGUUCCAUUCAAAAAAUGGUUACAAAUGCCCAAUUAGUAUGAUGAAUAAGUUUUUCAGUCAGCUCUGUAGCAUCUCUUUAUCCAUUACAAAUCUAUUUGAUUAAUGUUUUGAUUGAAAACUUAA